Paramuricea clavata is the source of this 2250-nucleotide messenger RNA. NCBI's taxonomy places the organism in Eukaryota, Metazoa, Cnidaria, Anthozoa, Malacalcyonacea, Plexauridae. The record is from the annotation of a GenBank genome assembly.
UUUAGCAAUGAUAAAUAAACAUUGCGUCAUGUAAAAUAUCUCAGUUAACAACAUUCUUUUAAGCGAAACAAGAUCACAAUCAUGAGUCUAACCGUAUUUAAGUAAUAACACUAAUUCUAAAUACCAUGGCUUCAAUUGUCGCCAGUGUAUUAAAUUUCGCUGUUGGAUUAUUGGGGAACGAAGCCCGAUGUGCGACUGCUAAAAGUCUUACAGGCGAUGAUAUUACAGAUGUAAAAAUUCGUGAAAUAGUCACGAAAGAGCUCGACGACACCAAAACCAAACUUGACGACCUCUCACGCAAAGAUCUGCUCAGCGGCUACAAUUUUCUACAAGAAGGAGUGGAGUUCCUUUUUACUUCUCUGGAUAAGUCGAAGGACGAGCAGAAAGCUAUGGUGAACGUAACUAAAGAUACUCGCGAUAAAGUUUCAGGAAUUCAAAGCGGUACCGAGUCCGAAAUCUUAAGCGAAGCCUCGCAACUUUCUUGCUGCAUAGGAAAGCUAAAACUCGUCUCACGGAAUACUUUUAAAUCCGCUAAAAAGAGAUUUCAAGAAGCGCGCGAGGAAGCAACCCAUGCGUUUUGGGAUGAAGAUUUGAAUAUUAAAGAUCGAAUCUUAGCAGCGAAACUCCGUGUCGUUUCGGAGAUACUUGAAUGUCUCGACACUCCUGACACAGCGGUUACUUCGUGCAUAUUGUUUUUAGAAAAGCUUCAUGAUUUACCUGGUGUUCGCGAGAUAUUCUCGGUGUAUCUCGGUGGUGGAGUUAAGUCCAUUUUCAGCAGGGCUGAACGAGCUGAUAAUGUCAGAUCUGUCAUGAUGAUCAACUACGUUUUACAUCAAUUUGUUUCGAAAUUCAGCAGUAAGUAUUAUUCGCCGCGCGCCUGGCCAACAAUACAACUCUCUGAUCGCAGUUUCAACCCAAUCUGCAAUUGGCGGGAGGUUUCAAGAAGAAAAUCUUGGGGCGAAGAAUUGAUCCAACCUCCAAACGAAAUGAAACUCGAUAGAUAUUUCAAUCCGUAUAACUCUGCUGUAAACAGUCCAUAAAGCAGGUGAUAUGUUGUGAAACAACUUCACAAAAUGACAAUGUGGAGAGUCAUGCAGUAUUAUAUAUGUAAAACACAAAAGCGGAUUGAAUUUUCUUCCAAAGCAUAAGACAGAUCUGAGAUUAGCUAUAAACAAAAACAAUUUUAAUGACACCAACCAUGGCCGAAGACCGGCAUAUCUACGUUUGUGACCACAUUGGGCAGUUAAAAUACCAGUUUGAACAUAAAAUGUCUGCGCAAUAAUGAAAUCAUGUUGGCGUCAUUUCGUGAAGACGCUGUUCAAAUAUACACAGAGGAGGAAAAUCUAAAGUUGAAAUUAGAACUACCAGCAGGUUACGUGGUCCGGCAUUUCACUUUGUUAUUGGUAAAACAAUUGUCUUAUCCAAAGUCAUCAGCAGCGAUUCUUAUUUCCUCCAUUGUUACUCGGAAGCAGGUGAACUGGAGACCUCGAUGUUUUGUUUUAAUCACAGUAAAGGUUUCCCUGAGAAAAAAUCUGAUCCAAUUAAGUGGUCCAGUUGCUAUUGUUAGAGCGGGAAACAUCGCCUACAUAUAAGGAGAUUUUCUAUGCAGUCCCUCAGAAAACGUGCUUGAAAUUGAUCAAGUAUAGUUCGUAAACGAACAUCAUAUUUUAAUCUAAUUUGAAAACCUAAACUUCAGGAACUGGAUUUGUUAUUAAUGGUAAAAUAUUUCACAAUCUGCCUUUGAACUGUAUCACCUUGAAUUGCGUAACUUUGAAUUAUGAAUCCUUGAGUUAUAUAACCUUGACGAAUUUUAUAAGUAAUAUCGUAUAUACAAAAAAAAAACAGUUGAAAGAUUAAGUAUAUGUAACAGUGGCAAUGUCAAUGAGUAGUGAAGCAUAAAGUGAAUUGGCAAACUUUUUAUAACUUACUUUUUAGAUUAAUCAAAAUUGUAAUCUAAUACUGCAAGAAUGUAAAUGAAAACGAAAUCUGAUUUUAUUUUUACCUCAUGGAAAGUUCUAUAACUUUUAAACUGUCCUUGACUGUUCCACUAAGAGCCACUGUUCUCAGCCUCCCUGCUGCCUUAAAGGUGCGGUGUUACUACAGGAUGAGACCUACCUUCGGAGUUCGUGUGUGUGUGUGUGUGUGUGUGUGUGUGUGUCCACAUGCCGUGUGUGUGUGUGUGUGUGUGUGUGUGUGUGUGUGUGUGUGUGUGUGUGUGUUUGUCUGUGAGCACGAUAACUCAAGAAAUAC